This is a messenger RNA of Volvox carteri f. nagariensis, 2341 nucleotides long. RefSeq lists its product as uncharacterized. Gene Ontology annotation, molecular function: protein binding. The transcript is spliced from 7 exons. Lineage: Eukaryota; Viridiplantae; Chlorophyta; Chlorophyceae; Chlamydomonadales; Volvocaceae. The record is from RefSeq and is a predicted model, not a curated record. The annotation marks the transcript as partial.
GUAUGUCGACUCUGUGGACAGUUUUGGGUUCACCCCGCUUCACUACGCAACUUGGGCCGACCGCAAGUCUGUCAUGAUGCUGCUGGUGGGGUUCGAUGCCGACAUCAUUGCCAGGUCUCAGGUGCUUCAUAAGGCCCUGUACAACCUGCCCCCGGGCUCCACUCCGCUACACAUCGCCUGCCUGAUGGGCGACCUGGACCGAGUCAAACUGCUGCUCAGGGCGUACUACGAGACGACAGCUGAUUUGCUCCCCAGUCAAACUGCCCUUUUGAACACGGCGGAGCGCCGGCGCCGAGCUCGCAGCCACCCCGACCCGCGGUUCAUCCUGACCCGCACCCAGAAACUGCCCUUCCACAUCGCCGCGAGAGCCGGCCACCGGCACCUGCUGGACUGGUUGGAUCCCUCCAUCCCGCUGAUGUUCCUGCUCGGGGGGGAGGAGGGGGAGACCGCGGCUCCAGGCGGUCCAGGGGAGGGCCAGCAGCAGCAGCAGCAGCAGGGGGCCGGGGGUUUGGUGGCGCUGGUGGGGGUGUCCAGGCUAACGGUCAUAGCCGCCAAGGCGCUACAUCGAGCCCUAGUGGCCUCCCUGGACUCGGCCGAAGAGGACAUUCGACGCCACGAGGCGGCCGCGGCAGCGGCGGCGGCGCGGCGGCGGCGGCGGGAGGAGCGGCGGCUGGCUAAGGAGGCAGCGGCGGCGGCGGCGGCGGCGGCGCUUAAGCAGGGCAAGAACACCCUCCCUGGAGCGAAUGUGGAUACCGGGAGCACGGGGUUGGGGGGCCGACUACGACGACUGUUGGCGGCACGAGGGCGGCAGGAGGGGGAAGGAGGAGGUGGCGGCAGCGGCGCCGCCGCCGCCGCCGCCGGUCGCGAGUCUGGCGGGUUCGGGUGGCGGCCUUGGCGUAGUCGUACAGUCCGGCGGGGCCGGAAGAAGGCGACAGGCGCUCCGGCCGGGGUUGCGGCGGCUGUAGCAGAACCGGUGGCGGCACCGGCGACAUUGAGUACGGCACUGGGUAACUCUUCGCAGCGUUCACCGCGGCGGCGGAGGCGGCGGAGCGCGACGGGUGUGACGGGGCGCGUGGCAGCGCCGACGGGGGUAGCGGCGGCGACGACGACAACAGUUGCGCAAUCCGCUGACGGCGUUGAGUCCCUUGGCGAUGGUGGCGAUGGCGUCGCCGCGGUGUACGGCAGCAACGAGUCCGCCGUGGAGCCGUCGCAGCCUCCUGAGGCGCUGCAGCCGCCGGGCCCCCCCAGCGGCAUCGGCAUCCUUAACACCAAUCUGCGCCUCCGUAUCUUCCGUAGUAGCAACAGUCAACGACAACAACAGCAACGAUCUUCCCGCAGCGAACGGGAAGAUGGGGCCGGCAGUAGCACAGCCGCGGACGGUCUCGACGGGUCCUCUCAACCCGCAGGUCCCAGCGCCGCUACUGCCGCCGCAGCAGCAGCGCCGCCUGCUGCUGGUAAUGUCGGUGGUGGCGGCGGCACUGCCGUACUGGGUUCCCCAACCGGUGUGGCCGACGGCAGCGGCGGCAGCGGCGGCGGCGGCGGCCUGGCGCUGAGCUUGACUCGUACCGUGCUACAGCGGCUGUAUCGUGUGUCCUCAAGCCGUCAAAGCAACGGCGCUGCAACCUGGGAUGCUGCUCAGGCUCAGCAGCUGAACGAGCGGCUCAUGAGGGCGGGUAUCACCAUCCCGGACGGCCCAGAUGAAGCGGUGGCGUACUUCACGUUGCAGCAGGAGCUGCCGCAGCGGAACGCCGCUGCCGCUUCACAGGCGGCGGAGGCGGCUGCCUCAAAUCCAGGCGGACCUCUUUUCGAUUCGGAACCAGAUCUGGCUCCGGAACCAAAUCCAGAUCAAGAUCUUCUCAGUCCCGCCCUCAGCGCCGCUGACCCGCUUCCGAUUCGGUCUGCGGGCGCAUCCCGGGCGCCCUCCUGCCGUACAUCCUUCCAGCUCCCAGGCACCGCUGCCGGUGCCACCUCUGGAUCCGGAUCUGGGUCUCGUCGGCCGUCGUCGGGCCUUAUCCCGCCGUCGGUGUUGCCGCCAGGCCAACGGCGGCGGAGCCGGAGCAGCCUGUCGGAUGACGGCGGCGGCGCCGCCGCCGCCACCGUUGCCGCCGGCGGCACCAGCAGCUCAGAGGAGCGACAGCCCCAGCCCCGACAGCACGCUGCUGCUGCGGCGGCGGCGGCUGUGGACGACCUUCCGCUGCUUUCAGACCAUCCGGGGGAGAUGGAGACCGCUGUAGCAGCUGCAACAGUUGCUGCUGCUGGGGGAUCCGACAUCACCCAUGGGACUACCGUUACUGCGGCGGCUGCGGGGGAAGGUGCCGGCGGCAACGGCCGUACGACAGCG